Messenger RNA from Sphaeramia orbicularis (orbiculate cardinalfish), 1090 nucleotides. RefSeq names its product runt-related transcription factor 1-like. Gene Ontology annotation, molecular function: ATP binding; DNA-binding transcription factor activity, RNA polymerase II-specific; RNA polymerase II cis-regulatory region sequence-specific DNA binding. The record is from RefSeq and is a predicted model, not a curated record. Gene Ontology annotation, cellular component: nucleus. The annotation marks the transcript as partial. The transcript is spliced from 4 exons. Gene Ontology annotation, biological process: regulation of transcription by RNA polymerase II; chondrocyte differentiation; neuron differentiation. Lineage: Eukaryota; Metazoa; Chordata; Actinopteri; Kurtiformes; Apogonidae.
UCGUCUGCCUCUGCUCUGGUCUGUGUUUGUCCGACAGGAAAGAGUUUCACUCUGACCAUCACAGUGUUCACCAACCCUCCUCAGGUGGCCACGUACCAGAGAGCCAUUAAGAUAACAGUGGACGGACCCAGAGAGCCGAGGCGUCAUCGUCAGAAGAUGGAUGAGGUCAAGCCUGGUUCUCUGGCGUUCUCCGAGCGGCUGACGGAGCUGGAACAGCUGAGGCGGAGCUCCAUGAGGGUGACGCCCCCUCACCACCACCACCACCACCACCAACCCUCCGCCAACACUCGCCAAUCCGCAGGGUUGAACUCCGCCACGUUCUCCACGCCGACACACGCCCAGAUCACCGCUGACUCCAGGCAGAUGCAGUCCUCUCCGUCGUGGUCCUACGACCAAUCAUAUCCCUACCUUGGCCAGAUAACCACGCCCACCGUCCACACGGCCAAUCCCCUCUCACCCAGUCGCUCUUCGCUCGACCUCUCGUCUCGACUCACCGGUCCUGACCUCACGGCCUUCGGUGACCCCAGGAUGACCUUGGAACGACCUUUCACCUCUCUUCCGUCUCUACCCGACUCCCGGUUCUCAGAUCCGCGGGUCCACUACCCCCCCACGGCCGCCGCCUUCACCUACACCCCCUCCCACAACCCGGUGUCCAACGGCGCUCUGGGAAUCACCAUGGCAACAGCAAUGGCCACCACCCCGGCGGGAAGGUACCACACGUACCUGCCCCCGCCCUACCCGGCCAACGCCCCCCACCAGGCCCAGAACGGACCCUUCCAGUCCACCUCGUCCCCCUACCACCUGUACUACUCCACCGCCGCCGGCUCCUACCAGUUUUCUAUGAUGACCGGAGGAGGAGGCGGGGCCGGCGGCGGCGGUGACUCGCGCUCCCCGCCCAGGAUCCUCCCGCCGUGCACCAACGCCUCCACAGGCUCCUCCCUCCUGCACCCGUCUUUGCCCAAUCAGAACGAAGGCGUGGGCGUGGAGGUGGAGUCCAGCCACAGUAGCUCGCCAACAAACAUGGCGAGCGCCGAAGCCGUCUGGAGACCGUACUGAGCACGAGCGAACCCUGAAGUAUGCACGGGGGGGG